AUGGCACCGUCCGGCACAGUUCAGACCGGAAUUAUAUACCAAGCCUUGAUACAGAGUAAUUGUCACGCGUUCCUCGGCGGUAAUGUCGAGGUUGAUGUCAUUUCCCAACUUGAUGCCGCCGCCUACCGCUGGAAGGUGCAUGUCAUCAAGACAGAGGAUGGAUUCCGAACCAUUGUGCUGAGCGCAUCAGCGCCGACGUUGCAGCGGGCUUUCGAGGACCUCCACCGGAAGUCCGCCCAGGCCGUGGGCGAGUACGUUCUUAGGAAAGGGUUUGACCCUUUGCCGGGGAAACCGACCGAUGAGAGAGACGGCCCGGAGAGGGACAUAUCCACACUAGGAUUCGCGUCUCCGAUGGGCAUGAAAGUGGCAAGACACUGUUCGCCAGAUUCGCACUUUGAAUCCCCCAAGUCCUGGUCGAGCUCCGACUCGGAGGGGGACAGCGACUCGCUCCACAUGUCUUCGAGCUGGUCUCCAGAUUAUUUCGAGGCAUACCGACCCCCUGUCAUGACCAACGAGCCAUUGAGUAGGCAUGAAAUACUUGCGGGUGGUGGCGCAGAUGGAUCCUUGCCAUCACCGGGUCUGCCGCCUCGUCUGGACGCUGCCCCCCGGCCCCCACGAGGAGUCGUCGGGCCACCACCCAAGGCUCGGCACUGGCCUACGACAUUGCGACAGAUGGGUGGGACGGCGGAAGGAAACAUGGCACAUGCAUCACCGCCACUGCCACUGCCAGGCAUGCUGUGCACCGGUGGCCCGGCGCACAAAGCCACCCCUGUUGUCGAUGUGUGGCUUCCGGCACCGGCGCCGACGACCACCACGGCCACGGACACUUGCAAGCCCAGCGCCUUCAAGGCCAGCAUCGACGGUGGACGAGGUGUCAUGCUUACCAUCGACUGGGAGGACCACGGCGAAGCCACGUUUCUGGAGCACUGUGAUCUCGAGGCCGAGGCGAUCAAAGCCAAGGUGUUGCACCUCCUGGCCACCAGACGACUGGCCUUUGGCAGCUCCUCGGCAUCCGCCAGGCCGUCACCCACGGCGGUCGAGAAGGUGAAGGUAAAGCAGAUCAAGAUGGACGGCAGCCUGUACCAUGUCGGGUGCGACAUGCAAGAUGAGUUGUCCAUGCUGCUAGCGUCGGAGCCUGCGGCGCGAGUGAUACAGGUGUUCGUCAAGGUCGAUGCCUGUGCUUCUCCCGUCAACGAGUAA
Drechmeria coniospora is the source of this 1200-nucleotide messenger RNA. RefSeq lists its product as uncharacterized. The record is from RefSeq and is a predicted model, not a curated record. Lineage: Eukaryota; Fungi; Ascomycota; Sordariomycetes; Hypocreales; Ophiocordycipitaceae. The coding region runs from base 1 to 1200 and encodes 399 amino acids. The transcript has 2 exons.